CAACGCACUACCAGACCAACCCAACCCAACGCCACCCUGAAAUGAAAAAUUCCAAGUAGAUCGAUAUAUCGCUUGACGGAGGUUGAACCGACGAUGGCCGACGACGAGCUGGAGCAGGAGCAGGAGCAGGAGCUGGUGGUGCCGGAGGCCGACGAGCGUAGCCGUUGGAUAGCGCGGCACCCUGUGGGCUGCGCCGGCGUCUCGCUUGUUUGCAUCUACUGCCACUUGGCCACCGACGACCCGCUCUUCACGCUCCUUAUCCUUCUGCUCGGCCUCCUCGCCGUAUUUCUUUACGACCUUGCCUGGGUUUAUAUGAACGACAGUGCUGUGGCCGCGGACGAGCCGGAGGAGGAGGUGGAGCUGGAGGUGCCGGAGGCCGACGAGCGUAGCAGAUGGGCAGUGACGUGCCUCAUAGGCUGCGCCGGCAUCUCGCUUCUUCGCAUCGCAUGUCUGGUCGACCACCACAACAAUCCCCGCAUGAGCCUCCUCAUGCUUCUGCUCUUCUACCUUGGCGUAUUUCUUUGCGGCCUUUUCGAGGCUUUUGUUAUCCAAAGGUACCUCAACGUGGAGGGUCAGCAAAAGCUGGUAGAUAAAUUCUUGUUAUUUUAUUAAUCAAUAAAUAAUUCAUCCAUCCAUUCAUGCAUCUUUCUAUCAAUCUGUAAUUUUUUUUGAACACUAUCUAUCUGUUAAUCCUAUAUUUAUCAGCCAA
Molecule: messenger RNA, 709 nt
Organism: Triticum aestivum (bread wheat)
Lineage: Eukaryota; Viridiplantae; Streptophyta; Magnoliopsida; Poales; Poaceae
Exons: 2
Coding region: 94-612 (172 amino acids)
Source: RefSeq, a predicted model, not a curated record